Molecule: messenger RNA, 7282 nt
Organism: Heteronotia binoei (common prickly gecko)
Lineage: Eukaryota; Metazoa; Chordata; Lepidosauria; Squamata; Gekkonidae
Gene: WWC2
Product: WW and C2 domain containing 2
Exons: 23
Coding region: 79-3651 (1190 amino acids)
Biological process (GO): negative regulation of organ growth; regulation of DNA-templated transcription; regulation of hippo signaling
Cellular component (GO): cytoplasm
Molecular function (GO): molecular adaptor activity; kinase binding
Source: RefSeq, a predicted model, not a curated record
AAGCGCUUUUCUUUCCCGCUUCCCUCCUUUCUUUCUGGUUUUCUGUCCCUAUGGAGCAGCGAUCCCCUGCCCUCGAUCAUGCCUAGGAAAGCGGGGAAUGGGCAGCUCCCCUUACCCGAAGGCUGGGAGGAGGCGCGGGAUUACGACGGGAAAGUCUUCUACAUCGACCACAACACCAAGCAGACCAGCUGGAUCGACCCCCGAGACAGGUUAACAAAGCCAUUAUCCUUUGCAGACUGUGUUGGAGAUGAGCUACCAUGGGGGUGGGAAGCGGCAUACGAUCCUCAGAUUGGUGUCUACUAUAUCGACCACAUAAACCAAACUACACAGAUAGAAGAUCCAAGAAAACAAUGGAGGCAAGAGCAAGAGAAAAUGCUAAAAGAUUAUCUUACAGUAGCACAAGAUGCCCUAAGCACUCAAAAAGAACUGUAUCAUGUGAAGGAACAGAGAUUGGCACUUGCUUUGGAUGAGUAUGUGAGGUUGAACGAUGCUUACAAGGAAAAGUCAAGCUCUCACACAAGCUUAUUCUCAAGCUCCUCUUCUAGCACUAAGUAUGACCCUGAUAUUCUGAAGGCGGAAAUCUCCACUACAAGAUUAAGGGUUAAAAAGCUGAAGAGAGAACUCUCACAGAUGAAGCAGGAAUUACUGUAUAAAGAGCAAGGCUUUGAAACGCUGCAACAAAUUGACCAAAAAAUGUCUGGAGGCCAGAGUGGGUAUGAACUAAGUGAAGCCAAAGCCAUUGUGAAUGAGCUGAAGUCUAUCAGAAAGGCCAUAAGCUCAGGCGAGAAAGAGAAGCAGGAUUUAAUGCAGAGUCUUGCAAAGCUGAGAGAAAGAUUCCUCUUUGACCAAACUAUUGGCAGAUCUGAACCCGAUCUGAGUUGCAGCCCAGCACAUUCUCAGCUCUCCCUUUCUAGACAGACUUUGGAUGCAGGCUCACAGACAGACAUUUCUGGUGAUGUUGGUGUCAGAAAUAGGUCCAAUUUAGCCGAAAAGGUCAGGCUGAGUCUUCAAUAUGAAGAAGCCAAAAGAAGCAUGGCCAACCUUAAGAUUGAACUGUCUAAGUUAGAAAGUGAAGCUUGGCCUGGGGCCUUGGACAUUGAGAAGGAAAAGCUGAUGCUGAUUAAUGAAAAGGAAGAGCUUCUGAAAGAACUUCAAUUUGUCACCCCAUGUAAACGUACUCAAGAUGAAUUGGAGCAUCUGGAAACAGAAAGGAAAAGGCUGGAAGAGGAGCUGUCUGUGAAAAGCACACCGAGUGACGCACUUACAGAACGGUUAAAAUUGGAAGAGAGAAGAAAAACCUUAGUUAAAAAACUUGAAGAAACUACUAAACUAACUACUUAUUUGCAUUUGCAGCUUAAAAGUCUCUCUGCCAGUACAUUAUCUGUAUCAUCUGGGAGCAGCCUGGGGUCCCUGGCAUCCAGUCGUGGGUCUCUGAACACAUCUAGCAGGGGAUCACUGAAUUCCCUCAGCUCUACAGAUCUAUAUUAUAACCAAGGUGAUCAAACCACAGACUUGGACUAUCAGUAUAAACUGGACUUCAUGUUGCAAGAGAAAUGUGGUUACAUUCCAUCGGGCCCUAUCACAACCAUACAUGAAAACGAGGUGGUCAACUCCCAUGGGAGAGUGGGUCAUAGUGAUUCUUCUGGCUCUUCGGCAACAAGCUAUCUCCCCAAAUUAACUGAACCUCCAAAAUCAGUGACCUCCUUGUCUUCAAGAUCCUCCCUUUCCUCCUUGUCCCCUCCUGGAUCACCUUUGGUUUUAGAAGGUGCUUUUUCAGUGCCACCUCAAGACUCUCCAUUGCACCACCUCACAGCAGACUUUGAGGACUGCGAUUUGCCGAGUGAUUUUGCAGGCAUUAGCCUCUGUGAGAACCAAAUCCUGUUGGACUCUGGAAACAGAACAUCUUCUCAGUCUCUUACAGAUGAUAAAGACCUCAGUGAAAAUGUUAGAGAGAUCACGUCACCUUCGAGAAAUGCAGAUGUUGACUUACCAAGAAGAACCAUAGGUCACCUGCUUGAGGAGAAGGCAGGAUGUGUAUCAGCUGCAGUGUCUGAUGAGUCCAUGGCUGGAGACAGUGGUGUAUACGAAGCUUCCUUAAAACAACCAAAUGAUAGCGAAGAAGCUGCAUAUUGUGAAGAUGACGCCACAAUCCUAGAAACUGCUCAAGUGCAGAUCGGACUCAGAUACGAUACAAACAGCUCAAGUUUUGUGAUAAUUGUGGUGCAGUUACAAAACCUGCAUGUCCUUUCUGUUUCCCCUGGCUCCAAAGUGUAUUUUAGAGUUGCAGUCCUCCCUUCCUCAGCUGACAUCAGCUGUCUGUUCCGCACAAAAGUCCAUCCUGCUGCUGAAACUCUUUUGUUUAGUGAGAUGUUCAGAGUUGCCAUUUCCCAAGCAUCCUUGCAUCAGAAGACUUUGAGAGUGGAUAUCUGCUCUGUCAGUAAGACUUGUCGGGAAGAAUGCCUGGCUGGAACGCAGAUAAGCCUGGCAGACUUUUCGUUUUCAAAUGAGACUUCUACUCUGUGGUAUAAUUUGUUGGCUUGCAAGCAGGUUCCUGGCAAGAAGAACAAGGAGCCAAAGGAGGGUCCUAUAUUUGUUCCAGCCAGUCAGUUAUCAGGCUCCUUGGACUUGGAUGCUGUAUCAGCCUUACUAGAAAGAACUUCAGCUGAACUGGAAGCAGUAGAGCAAGAGUUGGCAGAAGAGGAGGAAGAAGAAGAGGAGGAAGAAAAGGAAUCACAGGAAUCACAGAGUGCUGAACAAGAAUGGCUAGGGAUGCUGGCAGAGUCAUCCAGCAAGACUGUGACUGAAGAAGAGGACCAUGUGAAAGGAGCAGAGGGAGGUGCCUGUGCAGAAGAUGACAGCUUCUGUUCCCAAUUGGUAGAAGUGAAUGAAGUCAAGGAGGAAGUAGACGGCAGCCCUGCAGAUGUGUGCUGCAAUGAGCUAGCAACAGUAUCACCCAUGCUGGUCGACAAAGAAACUAACACGGAGGGUGAGAGUGUGGUUGUCCGGCCCAAGGACAGAGCCAGCCUGAAGUCUCAGCAGCAGCAUCCCUUUGUCAGGAACAGCAUGAUUGUCCGCUCACAAACCUUCUCUCCAGGCGAGCGGAACCAGUAUAUCUGUAGGCUGAAUCGGAGUGACAGUGACAGCUCAACACUGGCCAAAAAGUCCCUCUUUGUGAGAAAUGCCACAGAACGGCGGAGCUUGAGAAUCAAAAGGCCUACUUGCCAGCCUAACAUGCGAAGAGCAACACAAGAGCGCCCUGUCCGUACCUCCCUUGACUUGGAGCUGGAUCUCCAGGCUUCUCGGACCCGACAGAGCCGCCUGAAUGAUGAACUGCAAACUCUACGUGAACUUAAAAUGAAACUUGAGGACAUGAAAGCCAGAGGGCAGACAGAGCUUCCUCCAUGUGUGCUGGAGGACGAAAGAUUCCAAAAGCUCUUGAAACAAGCUGAAAAGCAGGCUGAACAAUCAAAGGAGGAAAAAAACCAGGGUUUAAGUGCUGAAAAAUUGAUGAGGAAAGCGUCAAAGGAUGUGUGCCGGUUGCGAGAGCAGAGCCAGAAGGUGCCGCUACAAGUGCAGUCAUUUCGGGAGAAGAUCGCAUACUUCACAAGAGCAAAAAUCAGCAUACCUUCACUUCCAGCUGAUGAUGUCUAACUGUCCCCCCCAUCUCCACAAGGUGUUUUUCUACUUGUUCAUCUUUUUUUAUAUCAAGAUGACAGAUUUUGUAGUAUAGCUACCUGGGUUUAAAGCCUUCUAUUUUACAUCUCAGUUAUUGAUAUUGUUUGUAAAAAACAAAAAAACCAACAACAGUAAAUUGUUCUCCUAUAUGUGUUUUUUUUAAAUGCAAAAAAAACCCCUCUCUCUUCUCCUCUGUGCAAAUUUCCCAUACCAAAAAAACCCAAAGUAGGUUAUUUCUGGUACACUGUUGCUAAUUUUGUAUAGUUUGUAUGUAUUGCAGAUGUGCUACUAUUUUGUAAAGAUGGAUCUAAAGAACAAAGGCAGUACCAAGUAUAUCCUGUUGAACUGCACUGUCAAGAAAUAUUAUGUUCAGCAGGAGCUUUCUUUUCACUGUUAUUUUUUUUCACAAGAGCAGACUGUGAAGAUGGCUGCUAGGCCACGCAAAUAUUUUUGUACAAACAUGUGACUUCUUUUUUUAGCUAGCAACAAAUGAAAGCUCUUCUUCCAAAACAGCAAGGCUGCCUCAUAUAGACAGGUGCUGUUGACUUCUGUCCCCCGGAUUGGAACUUUUAACUAAGAACUCCUGACUUUUUAUAUAUAUGAAGAAAAAGUCCUGUGACAUGGACCUACAGGAGCAUGGUUUUGUGAAUGUACUCGACCUUGGGCUGCACUCAGGUUGUCGAGGUUCCUUGCAUCCGAAAGCAAGGAAAGGCAACGUGUGGUAACCCUCUAACCCUGAAAUGUUUUAAAUUGAACUUACCCAAGGGCAGCUGUUUUCUGAAACUGGACUCAGGUUCAUGCAAAACAUUUUAAACCUGAGGAGUCAAACACUUAACAUAUAAAACUAACACGUCAGUGUAAUGUGUAUGUCUAGCAGAACAGCCAGUAGCCUAUAGGAAUAGUCAAGCGUAUGAAGCCCUAAGAGACUUGUGCAAUUUUUGAAUAAGUGGUUCUUGGCAAAAUGCAUAAUUCGUCUAAGUGCCGAACCUGUUGUUGGUAUAGGAAUGUCUUCUAAAGAGAACUGCAUGAUAUUAGAGCACUUAAAGUUGAGUUUUGGUAAAAGAUUAAAUACACCAUGGAAGCUGAUUCCUAAAUUAAGUGUAGCACAAAAAGAAAUAAUUGUGUCUAUGAAACUAGAAUCUUGGUUUGUUUAAAUAGCUGUUUGUAUUGAUGAAAAGGCAAAAGACAAUAUGAAUGUGCUUUUCAGGGCUGGUACUGGGAAGCAAAAGUUUCCAGUUACUUUUUUAAGCAGCAUAAUGCUGAAAGUGUGUAAGUGGAUGCGUAUAUACUGGCAUAUUCUUUCUGAGUGUCAUCUUGCCACAAUAGCUGGUCUUCACUGAGGUCACAAUAGGGCUUGGCUAGUAGAAGUAAUCAUUCUGGCUACUGUGAUGUCACAAUGGGUUUGCCACAGGUAUGGCUUGGAGAUCUUCCAGAAUUACUUUUUUAAGCAACAUAACGCUGAAAGUGUGUAAGUGGAUGCGUAUAUACUGGCAUAUUCUUUCUGAGUGUCAUCUUGCCACAAAUAGCUGGUCUUCACUGAGGUCACAAUAGGGCUUGGCUAGUAGAAGUAAUCAUUCUGGCUGCUGUGAUGUCACAAUGGGUUUGCCGCAGGUAUGGCUUGGAGAUCUUCCAGAAUUAUAAGUGAACUACACGGGUCGUUUUGUAGAAAAAUAGGUGGUGGAACUCAUCCAGGGAUUGUUAUGCAGCUGUACCUACUAUUCAGUAGACAAGGUGGGAAGGAGGAGGUGGAACUCUCAGAAAGGUUCAAGAGCUCCCGCUGAAUCCUAGGCCUGGAGCUACAGACCACAGAGAUCAGUUCCCCUGGAGAAAAUGGGUGCUUUGCAGGGUGAACUCUAUGGCAUUAUACCCUGCUGAGGCCCCACCCCAAACCCUUUUCAUCCCUGGCUUUACUUUCAAAUCACCAGGAGUUUCCCAAGCCAAAGUUGGCAACCUUGUAUCAUAGAGUGGCUGAGCAGUCCAGGGCAAGGCAGUUGAUUGCCGAAGAGGAUCGGAAGACCUUAGAAUUUGAAUUCUAACUUCUUGCAAACUUGCAAAAUUACAACAGCCGUUCUGUUUUCAUUGUAGUUCAUAAGACUGAACUGUAAGCCACAGAGGUUCUGCUUGAAGGGCUUUUCAGUUACACCUUGGGAGUACAGAUUGGUUGAAUCAUUUGAUCAGCACAAGAGGAUGACACUUGCUGCUUAGAUAUGUGACAUAUACAGAAAAACACACCUACAUGUGAAAUCGAGGGAGAAAACAAGAAGCUGCUUGAAUACUGUCCCUGCUGGAACCAGCAAAAUAUUAUAUGGUUAGGCCCACCAGGAUACAGGAUUUUCUUUUGCUGGGAUGUCAUUGCCUUGUUGAAAGAUCAGGAAAACAUAACUACAAUAUGUUUGUUGCCAUCUUCAGAACAACUGGUGUAUUUUUAAAACACACACCCACACACCUGUGCCUUAAUUUUUUAAAAUGUAAAUUUCCUCAGAGGGUUGUCUUGUUAUGCACAAGUCUGUGUAAUUAUUCAGAUCCUGUAAACAUGACUUCAGACAUGGAGGCAGUUAGGGAAAUUAACUGUGUUUGGUACUUCAUGGAUCCCCUUUACUGUUUUACAUAUAUUUUAGAACUAGUUAUAAGCACACACAUGCCAUUCGUUGUGAUGAGGUCAGUCUCUAAAAGCUAAAAGUUUUGAAAUUAUUUAAUAUAGAAAUGAAGGUUGACUGUCUCAGCUUCUCAGUUUUGACACUAUAAAAUGUUCAUAGAUUUGAUGUAUAGAGUUGUACCUUAUGAUUUAUUUAUUUUCAGUCUUAUUUAUGUUACCGUUUAAUAUAGUUCAGUUCUGGCCAUUUAAAUUUGCAGGUUUAAAAAAACAACUGUAAGAAAGAUUAUACAGCUUUCUUGAUUCUUGGCAGGCAACCUGUUUUAUAUAGAGAGACACAAGUUAAAUGAAUUUCAGAAGGGGACUAAAAAUGGAUUUUCUCCAGUAACCCGUAGAUUUUGGCAAAUAAUAUCGUUGGCUAUUUAUGAGACUUUUUCAUUUUUUAAAUGAGAGAGAUCUUCCAUGCCUUAAUAUGCCCGGUUACUACCCAAGGGUACACAUAUAACUCAAAAAUACAUUUUAAAGAGUUCUGGCUUUUUAAAAAACUGGCCCAGGUAUUUUACAGUGAUAAAACAGCAUGCCAAUUUUUUUUAAUCAAUAUGGACAAAUUCCAGUCUAUACAGAUACCACAUUUAAUGCAGGAUGUUAUUCUUCAAGGAACAGAAGAAUUAUAACAAACAUCUUUCAUGAUCCCAUUAUCAGUAUAUUAGUGCAGAUAUGCUUGCUAAAUUUUAAGUAUUACAGGUACAAGGCAAUAUUAUUGUUUAGCCAAAUGAACAAAAGUAUAGCAAAUUGUUUAUAGGAUGAAAAUGAGAUUUCAACUUUUUAUCUUGUUACAAUUAAGUAUAAAAUGCUCAGGACUGAACUAAAUAUUUAAUCAGGUUAUAUCACGAAUGUCUUUCUUUGCUAAUAUUGUCUAUAAAUGUACACAUGUACAUCACCUAGAUUAACUUUCAUCUCUGCACUUUCCAUGUGUUUCAAUGAUUUGGAAAAAAAAUACAUUUUUUUAACAAA